Molecule: messenger RNA, 1980 nt
Organism: Plasmodium gonderi
Lineage: Eukaryota; Apicomplexa; Aconoidasida; Haemosporida; Plasmodiidae
Product: bifunctional methylenetetrahydrofolate dehydrogenase/cyclohydrolase
Exons: 1
Coding region: 1-1980 (659 amino acids)
Biological process (GO): tetrahydrofolate interconversion
Cellular component (GO): cytosol
Molecular function (GO): methylenetetrahydrofolate dehydrogenase (NADP+) activity; methenyltetrahydrofolate cyclohydrolase activity
Source: RefSeq, a predicted model, not a curated record
AUGAGUUGUGUUACUCUAUACGGGCAUCAGUUGGCUAGCCAAAUUGACGAGUUAGUGAUUCGAAAAAUAGCGUACGAAAAGAAAGAAUUAUUAAGAAGAAAAAAGUUGCCAGAAGAAAAAAAUCUUUUCAUUAUAUAUUCGAAAAACUUAGUUACAUAUUCAUAUCUACACAUUCUUUUGAAAAAAAGUUUAUACUUAAAGGCUCAUGUUAAUUUUAUACUCAUCAGAGUACAUAACAGAUGUAACCAAAAAAGAUUAAUAAAUUUGAUAGAAAAAAUAAAUAGAAAAGGAAAAAAUACUUGGGUCAUAAUUUUAUCCCCUUUAUCUCCUCACAUAAAUAAGUGCUACAUAUCCAGUUUCAUACGUGAAGAGAAAGAUGUAGAUUGUUCUAAUUGUGCCACAAUUUGGAAGUUGCUAAACAGUGAUGAUGAUUACAGCGUGGAUUGCAGCGGAACAUGUGUUGAGACUUGUAAUAGCAUCAAUGGAUGUGAUGACAGGUGCAUAAAUUUACCCCCGCCUCUACCCCUUCCAAAUGUGGGGGCAUCAUAUUUCUACAUAGAAUAUCGCAACGUUUUCCUGCAGUUGCUUUUUGCGGUUUGCUACUUUUGCAAGAUGAAAAAAGGAGAAGAUAUUUGGAUGGAUGUUCUUUCCAAUUUUCGCACAUGGAAGGAGAUAAAGAAGAAAAACGAUAGAAAUGCAGGAGAGGGGAAAUACCCAGGCUUACGGCAAGUAUUAUUGGACAACAACGAGGAGGAAAUCCACAAAACUAGUGGCACCAAACUAACAAGCCACUGCAGCAGAGCCAAUAACAGCUGCAAGGAAAUAGGACAGAUAAUCGACCGAAACUCAGCAGUAUACAAUUAUUUCAGGAGCAGUGUAAAAUAUAAUCUCCCAUGUUGUGUACAUGCCAUCCUUGUAUUUAUAAAAUAUUACAACAUCAGUCUGAAAGGGAAAAAUGUGUUAAUUGUUAAUAGAAACGUAAGCAUUUUCCUAUCUUUGUUUGUCUUUUUUUUGAAAUAUGAUAUUUCUACAACUGUUUAUGAUCCAUUGAUUGGGAAAAUUCUGUGUAGUUACCAAAGUGGGGCCAAUAAUGGAAAUCCAAAUGGGGGAAAAGGCUGGUACUUCAAUAUGAAUGAAAGGAAAUUACACAUCAAAAACGAGAAAGAUUUUAAAAUAAAAUUCAAGAUAUUUUAUAACGCUUACUUGUCUACCAAAAAUAUGUACAAAAAAUUUUCCCACAAAGAUAUAUUAUCAAUGCAAAAAAAUAUGAACAAAAGGGUAGUAAGGAAUUCGGAUAUUAUAAUAAUUGGAAUUGGUUCCUUUAACAUUUUGAAAAAAAAUCAUAUCAAAAAAAGCGCAAUUGUUUUGGACUUGGGAAUAAAUUUGACACAACCUCGAAAUAGUUGUAUGCAGACAUGUACCAUGCCCACUUGGGGCAUAGAUAUCCAGUAUAAAAAUGUGGAAAUAAUAAAUGAUCACAAUGAAUUGGUGAAAAUGAAGUAUUUGUACAAGAAACAAGUGGGAUGUAUAAGGAAAUGCACAGCAUAUCGAAAAACCAAGAACAUUAAACGUUUCCAAAUUGUGGAGAAUGCUAUAAAUAUAACAAAGCCCACAUGGUUAAUUCCUGUCCCUGCAAGAAGUGUUAGGAGUAGAAGUAUCUUAAGAACGAAAGUUAUCUCAGUCAAAAAAGAAGGAUGUAACAGUACUCAUUUACAUUACUUUAAGGAUGAUAAUAUUCCACAAUACUACUGGAAAUGGGCUAAGGGGAAAAAGAAUAAAUACAGUAAUGUUACUAUUUUAAAAAGCGGCAAAUCCAAAAUUAAAUUUUCCAAUCGUUUAGCGAAGUAUCUACAGAAUUACGAAAUUGUUGGUGACGCAGAUGUAAACUGCAAAAAAAGAUGUGCACUUAUUUCCAGUGUCCCUGGUGGAUUAGGUCUCAUCACCACAUCGGUAUUCUUUUAUAAUUUGUAUUUUAAUUAA